Hyaloscypha bicolor E is the source of this 1611-nucleotide messenger RNA. RefSeq names its product P-loop containing nucleoside triphosphate hydrolase protein. NCBI's taxonomy places the organism in Eukaryota, Fungi, Ascomycota, Leotiomycetes, Helotiales, Hyaloscyphaceae. The record is from RefSeq and is a predicted model, not a curated record. Gene Ontology annotation, molecular function: ATP binding; RNA binding; RNA helicase activity. Gene Ontology annotation, biological process: mRNA export from nucleus; mRNA splicing, via spliceosome. Bases 1 to 1317 code for a protein of 438 amino acids. The transcript has 5 exons.
AUGUCGGCUGAAGAAGAUCUCAUCGAUUACUCCGAUGAGGAACUCGCACCCAACGAUGCUGCGCCGGCGGCUGAUGCAAAUGGAGGAGCAAAGAAGGGCGAUCUUACGGCUUCAGGCGGCAACCCGGACAAGAAGGGCAGUUAUGUUGGUAUUCACUCGACCGGUUUCCGCGAUUUCCUCUUGAAGCCGGAGCUUCUACGUGCCAUUACCGAUUGCGGUUUCGAACAUCCGUCGGAGGUCCAGCAAAUGGCCAUUCCUCAAGCUAUCCUCGGUACCGAUGUCCUUUGCCAGGCUAAAUCUGGUCUCGGUAAGACCGCAGUCUUCGUCCUCACCACCCUUCAACAAGUGGAGCCGGUCGCUGGCGAAACCUCUGUCCUUGUCAUGUGUCACACCCGUGAACUUGCGUAUCAAAUCAAAAAUGAAUACGCUCGAUUCAGCAAAUAUAUGCCAGAUGUAAAGACCUCUGUCUUCUACGGUGGAACCCCCAUUGCAAAGGAUGCCGAGGUUCUCAAGAACAAGGAUACCCACCCACAUAUCAUCGUCGCCACACCCGGCCGUAUGAACCAGCUCGUACGAGACAAGCACUUGCGCCUUGGUAGUGUCAAGGUUUUCGUCCUUGAUGAGUGCGACAAGAUGUUAGAUCAGAUCGAUAUGCGUCGUGAUGUCCAGGAAAUCUUCAGGGCCACCCCUACCCAGAAGCAGGUGAUGAUGUUCAGCGCCACUCUUUCAAUGGAGGUUCGGCCUAUCUGCAAGAAGUUCAUGCAAAAUCCUCUUGAAAUCUACGUUGAUGAUGAUGCAAAGCUUACCCUACACGGUCUUCAACAAUACUACAUCAAGCUUGAUGAAAAGGAGAAGAACAGGAAGUUGAAUGAGCUGCUCGAUGAGCUUCAGUUCAACCAAGCUAUCAUCUUCGUUAAGAGCACUCUCCGAGCAACCGAACUUGACAAGCUCUUGAAGGACUGCAACUUCCCGUCUGUGGCGGUCCACUCCGGUGUCAGCCAGGACGAGCGUAUCAAGCGCUACAAGGCCUUCAAGGACUUCCAAGAGCGCAUCUGCGUCGCCACCGACGUCUUCGGCCGUGGUAUCGAUAUCGAGCGUAUCAACUUGGCAAUCAACUACGAUCUACCCGGUGACGCCGAUUCCUACCUCCAUCGUGUUGGUCGUGCCGGCCGUUUCGGAACCAAAGGUCUCUCGAUCUCGUUCGUCAGCAGUGAGGCUGAUCAGGAGGUGUUGAAGUCGAUUGAGAAGAGAUUCGAGGUUGCACUUCCGGAAUUCCCGGCAGAAGGCGUCGACGCAAGUUCCUACAUGGCAGCAUAAAUCCCCACUUGCUCACUUCCUCACCUCCUUCUCGGGACUGGGGAUGCAGAAUCGGCAUUUCCGAUUUCCUUGCAAUCAAAUCCGUGGGCUGGUUGCGUGUUUGAGUUAUUGGUCUCCUCGUCUCCUUUUUGCUUGCUUUGAUGGAUGAGGGAUGGGUGGUGGCAAGCUCCUUUUCUUUGUAUGCAAAAAUGGGAGAUGGAUGAUCAGCAAUCCGGGGAGCGAGACGGUGGGGGGAGAAGGAGAAUUAGAAAAGUUAUGAGACCGCAAUCAAUGGAACGCCUCUUUUGUGAACGC